Molecule: messenger RNA, 3138 nt
Organism: Eupeodes corollae
Lineage: Eukaryota; Metazoa; Arthropoda; Insecta; Diptera; Syrphidae
Gene: Kua
Product: plasmanylethanolamine desaturase
Exons: 6
Coding region: 1255-2226 (323 amino acids)
Molecular function (GO): oxidoreductase activity
Source: RefSeq, a predicted model, not a curated record
GAUCAUGAUGAGUGACAAGUGAUAAAGCAAGUGAAGUAAAGUGAAGUGAAGUAACAUAUCGCAUCAUAGCCCAACAAAGUGUAUAAUUGUAAUAACCGAAGGGAAAUUCUUCCCCACUAUCCCCCGAAUAUAUAAUUUUAUAAUUGUAUUGCAAGUGUGACUAAGAAGAAGCUAUAUCAUCAGCAUCAGACGUCGACGUCGUUGGAGGUCGGCGGCGGAUAUUAUCCGUUCUGUUGUCUUAUGUUCGGAAGUUCGAAUUCUCAUCACAUUUUUCAUACCGAAAAAAUAAAAUAAAACCUACCCCACUUCCUCCCACCCUCUGACUGAAAAAAUAAAACUGAAUAAAAACUUAAAAAAAAAAAACAAAACUUGCGCGCAUAGAUAGUUCUUUCAUUCAGAGUUUUUUGAAAUUUGUAUGUUUAAAUAUCGAUUUUAUUCCGCUUGAGACAAAUACAGCUGAGUGAUUAAUUUCAAAUGACGCUACACUGAAAAGCUCGUUUUUAGGUUAGCCGCUCUUUGCUUUGCGCCCCACGAAUAUUAACUUUGGGGUAGUUCAGAAGAAGUUCAAUUCAAAUAUCGUUGUGCUGUUCUGUGCGCUGUGCUGUGCAUACUAUCUACCCUAUCUAUACCUCUGCUAAGCAGGGUUUAACACCCUUAGUCCCCAUCAAAAAAUAUAUAGUGGCCGUGUCUUCUUCGACGAGGACUUCGUGUUGCUGCUACUUGCUGUGGAUUAUUGUGUUAUAUCGCCUCAUAGUGCUGUCAUCCCUUAAGGAUAAAGGUUUAUGUGUGGAGUUUUUUUUUGCGCUGGUUGCUUUUUGAACCUUCGAGGAACUUGCUGUGUAUAAAUUAGUAAGCCGAGUAUCGGUCGGUCGGUUGUUGUUUUUUUUCGUUUUGUUCAUGCAUAAUACAAAAGACUACGACGACGGUAGCCACUUUGCUAAUAAAGGCCGAGGAAAGAGCAGCAGCAACCCCUUUUGUAAAUAUAAUUAGUUCACAUUCUGAGAAGAAAAACAUAAAAUAAAAUAAAAUAUGCGUGUGACAUUUUUGAUGUAGAACGACAUCAUUUUGUAUUUGUCGCAGCAAUCGUUGUUUAUAAAUCUAAUAUUGUGUCGGUAAAUGAAUUUGAACUAAACUGUUAAUUGGAGACACGAUUUUCAAUUGUUUUUUUUUCUUUUUUUCUGUGGAAAGUUCUUUAUUUAUUGUGAGAAAGUUGUAUUUUUUUUUUAAUAAAAAAAAUAUCAAAAAAAGAAGAACAUGGAUAUAGUAUCGCAUUGUACUAUGAAACACGAGAAUAUGGGAAAACCAAUUAAUAAUAAAAUCCUAUGUCAGACAUCAGGACCGGCUAUUAAAAUUUCAACAACAUUUUUAACAACUAAUCCCAUAAAAUCGGAUCAAGAAAUAUUGGAAAAUUCUAUGCUCGAAGAUGAUCCAAAUGGAAAUUCAACACACGAACAAACAUUUAGUGAAAAAAAAUCACCAAGAUGGGGACCACAGCACAAAGGGGCACAAGAAUUGGCCAAUCUUUAUAGUCCAGGAAAACGUGCUCAGGAACUUAUCUGUGUCUACACCUGCAUCACAUUGAUGAUAAUCAACUUAAUCCUGAUCAUCAAACAUUUUCGUAUUGAUCGUAUCAGCGUAGCAUGUGUAUCUGCAUUCUUUGGCAUAUUGACAGCUGACUUUGGUUCCGGUCUAGUUCAUUGGGCUGCUGAUACAUGGGGCAGUGUUGAGCUUCCAAUAAUUGGAAGGAAUUUCCUUCGACCAUUUCGGGAGCAUCAUAUUGAUCCGACAUCAAUAACCAGACAUGAUUUUAUAGAAACAAAUGGUGAUAAUUUUAUGCUAAGCAUUCCAAUACUAGCUACCUUGGCCUAUAACUUUAUGACAAAGUCACCUCAGGACAUACAAAUGGACUUUGGAUGGAGUUCCUAUUUGUUUUUGUGUUCAAUAUUUGUUGCUUUAACAAAUCAGAUACACAAAUGGUCACAUACGUAUUGGGGUCUGCCUAAAUGGGUUCAGUUCCUGCAGAACCAUCACAUUGUUCUGCCAAGAAAACAUCAUCGCAUCCAUCAUGUUGCUCCUCAUGAAACAUACUUCUGUAUAACAACUGGUUGGCUAAAUUGGCCCUUAGAGAAGUUAAAGUUUUGGCCAGCAAUGGAAGGUUUAAUAGAAUGUCUAACUGGAUGCAAGCCUCGUGAUGACGACUUGAAAUGGGCCAAGAAAAGUGCAUAGCAGCAACUAAAAUCCAUUAUUCAUCAAAUGAUGCGAUUUUUAUAAGCAAUUUAAUAUUAAAUCAAAGUUAAAAUAAAUUAUUUUACACCAAAGCAAAACAAAUCAAACUGAAAAAAAUAUUCACCUAAACCAGCACAUGUUCACAAUAAAUAAAUUUUGAAAUAUUUAAAACACAAAUCAAAUCUCAAAACGCAACGCAAUAAAUCAAAAAUCAUUUUAGAAAAGAGCUUUGAAUUUUUGACACUUCUCUUUUAAUUCAAAACAACGAAAUUUUUAUAUUGAACCAAUUUUCUUUAAAAUCAGACUUUUUCUAUGCAGAAAAAAAUUGUUAAAACGAACAAAUUUUUUAAAUUAUAUAAAAAGGAUAUAAGACUUUGCGAUAAAAAUAUAAAUAAAAACAAAAAAACAUUUUCAAUUGCCUUACACAAAACCAAGAGCUGAGAUUUUAUAUUUAUGUAGUCAUUUAAAAAAUUAAAAUUAAAAAAAAGAAACUAGUAUAUUUUUUAGUAUUUCAAAUUCAUGUAAACUUAUAAAUAAAUAAAAUAUCACUGAAAACACUUGCUACGUGCAUAAUAACAAAAGCAAUAUAUUUAAUAAUAUAUUAUUUGCUAUUUCGUCCAAAUCAUCCGUUUUGUUUUUGCUCUUUUUUUUCCUUCGGUGUAUUUCCUUAAAUAAGUUAAGUUUACUUAUACUCGUAUGUUUUCAGUGUCUAUACAUUUUAAAAUCAUACAUUAAAGCACGUUCCAUUGUUUUGUAAAUUAUUAUUUUAAAAUUGCAUUGUAUACACCUUUAUUUUAGAAUAAAAUACAUAAUGGUACAUUAACAGUAUGUUGCCUAUUCGGAAAUAUUAUAAUAGAAAGCAAAAUUAUUUUUGAAAUAUAAUUGUAUGAAUUUUUAAGAAUUAUUAUAGAA